This is a messenger RNA of Pestalotiopsis fici W106-1, 882 nucleotides long. RefSeq lists its product as uncharacterized. The record is from RefSeq and is a predicted model, not a curated record. The coding region runs from base 1 to 882 and encodes 293 amino acids. The transcript has 3 exons. Lineage: Eukaryota; Fungi; Ascomycota; Sordariomycetes; Amphisphaeriales; Sporocadaceae.
AUGUCUGAACAACGGUCGGCUCCAGAGGACGAGUCGGCCGCCUUUUUCAGCGACUUGAAGCUUGAAGCCCCGUACCCCAGUGACACCAGCUACCCCAAUUCACUGGACAUUCCCGGGCAGCCCAGCGGCGGCGACCCCUGGUUUCCAUCUACCCACAACCUCCCCCACAGCUGGAGUGAUAACAACAGCUCUUAUCCGCCCUAUAACCCAGCGGGCUAUGGAAGCUCCCCAGGGGUCUCAAACAGUCCAUGGCCAGGUUAUGAGCACAGCGUGGAGGCAAACUCUAAUAACCCAACUUAUUAUCCAAACUCGCCGAGCUAUGCUAUUGCAGACCAGUUAUCACCAUCUGAACAGGCAUUCUACAACACAAAUGGUAAUGCAUCUGUGGUAGGAGACCCCACCCUCCCUCUCAACUACCACCGGCAGCCAGAGCUUCUUUAUCCAUCUGCCCCAUCUGUUCCCUCUGCUCCAUCGGCUACAUCAGAUGGACAUCCUAUCGGUCAAGGCCAGCCACUGAGCGAUCUUUUGGAAGUUCUCCCGAAAAGCCGUUCGAAUGCGAUCAGUGCGGAUCCCGGUUCUCGACUCGCAAGGAUCUUGGUCGCCACAAGCCCACACAUAAACAAUGGCCCGAAGGGCAAAGAGUCAACGGAUUAUACCACUGUCGUUGCGGCGUACGGGGCCAUCGGAAAGACAACUAUAAACGCCAUCAGAGAUCAUGCGUCCCCAAGAACUUUACACACGACAUGUUUAUCUGUAAAUGUUCUUUCGAGACUAGUGAGCAGACCGAGCACCUGCUCCAUAUCGAAGUAUGCCGACAUGGUACAAAACCCCGAGGACGGCCCCCUCGCUCAAGGGCAGCGAGCGAGCUACUUUGACGAUUGA